UGAUCGGUCUGUUUUUCAGGUCAGAACUUUAAAACUUCCACACUUCCAAAAUCUGUCCAAACUUCGCAUCGUCUGUCUAUAGAACCACGCAGGUGCACAAAAUAUGAGGUCCCGUAGUAAUAGUCUGUGUCUGGUGCUGAUCUCACUGGUGUUCACGUCUACCACAACGGCCCACGGUGGACACCCUACAAAAAGUGUAGUGAUCAUAGGAGCGGGUAUUGGUGGAACUUCGUGUGCUCACUACCUCUCGAAACAGGACCCCGUUGACAAGAUAACCAUCUUUGAAGCUCAGGAUGACGUGGGUGGGCGAAUCAAAGACGUAUCUUUUUGGAACACCACAGUUGGACUUGGUGCAAAAUAUUUCAAUGCAGGUCAGAGACAUAUCGCUGAGCUGGCGAAAGUUCUGAACCUUACCGUGGGGUCGUUUCAGCAGACGAGCUACCCAAAGAUCUUCGUCUGGGACGGUGCUCAUCAACUCCAGACAACGACCGAUGUUUUAGCGAGAAAUCCCGGUGCUGAAACCGAGAUGCAGAGUCGUCUCACAGACUACUCGACCGCCGUAAACGAAACAUACGACAAGUACGCCAGCAGGAGCGUAUUUGAGUCCGUCCAUGCUUAUCUGCGGGCCGGGGGAUUGGACGAGUUCGUUGGCAGGUCAGCCUCGGCUUACUUCUCUGACGGCCCGACACCAUUGAGUCAGGAGGCACAGGAUUACCUCAUUGAACCUGUGAGCAGACCAUACUUUGGUCAGGGACUUGAAAGCCAAAGUAUGCUUGGUAUGGUGUGCCUGGAAGGGCUUCUGAGAAAUUCAUUUUACAUCGAGGGUGGUAUGAGCCAGUUGGUACGAGGACUUGUUGAAUCAUCAGGCGCAGAUCUGAACCUGAACUCUCGCGUUACCCACAUCAUCAGAAAGACGCAGGAGGAUGCCAGCCAGCAGUAUACAGUUAAAUACGUUACAGAUGGGGUCGACCAUGAGAUAGAUGCGGACGCAGUUGUAAUCGCAGCUCCGUUAGAGUGGGCGGAUAUCAAGUUUGAAGGAUUCUAUUCCGAUCCUUCUACAACCCAGCCAAGGAGGAGUUGGAACACGCUGUACACAUACGUUUCGUUUGUAGUGGCAGAGUCACUUCGCCCCAGUUACUUCCCAACCCAAGAGCACUUCAUUAACGGAUCAAGCCCGCUGCCUCUUCUCACUACAUCUAGUUCAACCUUACCUUGGGUGUCCAUAUAUUUACAAGAGACAACCGGACGGUUCAAUCUCUACCAGGUGACUAGUCCUAUAAACCUCACUCAAAAUGACCUACUGGAUGACCUCUUUGAUGGAGUUCAAGAGGUCACGACUAAGAGCUGGGAUUACGUCUACCCUUUGAGUCCACCAAUCAUCAACGAGUACUUCUACCAGAGCCUCGCCUUGGAUGAUCGCGUGUUCAACUUGAAUGGAAUGGAGAGUGUGGCUUCGCAGAUGGAGACUUCGGUCAUCAGUGCUCGAAAUGUUGCUAGAUGGAUCGCUAAGGGUAACACGAGUAGCUGUGCCGUCACAUUGACGUCAUCACUUCGUAUUGUCACGAGCGUUAUCCUCUUUAACUUGUUUUAUUAUACUCGGCGCUUGUUGAUGCUUUGGAAUAUAGGAUGACGUGGUUAUUAAGUUGGUUCCGAGAGGUGAUUGGGGAUCCAGUUAGGGUUUAUUUCAGUCCACCCUACCGGACAGGAUAGCACCGGAAAACACCACGUGCUAUUGUGGUCUGACCAUGGAGGAAACAGAACGUACUCUCCUCCAUGGUCAGACUAAGUACUUCAGUCCCGAAAGUAAAGACGCUUGAAAAGUAAUGUUAUUGGUUCUUUUCGCCUACAGAUUUUAGGCAGUUUUUGUAUAGUUAUGGAACCACACGGUGGUCAAAACCUGUAAAGAUAAACGAUGUAGAAUCAGAAAUGUUCGCAUUAUUUUGGGUUACAAUAAAUUCAUGUUUAUAGAUGGUUACUGUG
Messenger RNA from Asterias rubens (European starfish), 1980 nucleotides. RefSeq names its product farnesylcysteine lyase-like. Lineage: Eukaryota; Metazoa; Echinodermata; Asteroidea; Forcipulatida; Asteriidae. Gene Ontology annotation, molecular function: prenylcysteine oxidase activity. Bases 104 to 1630 code for a protein of 508 amino acids. The record is from RefSeq and is a predicted model, not a curated record. Gene Ontology annotation, biological process: prenylcysteine catabolic process; prenylated protein catabolic process. The transcript has 6 exons.